CGGGACAAACAUAACGCCAGAAACCGAGGAGGCUGUGUGAACUGCUGGAUAACAAGAUCUUCUUUAAAACAGGUCUGUUUUUCCGAACUACAGAGAUCAAGAUUAAAAUACAGAAAUAAUUCCUGUUAUUCUACAAGUGAAGGAGCCACUUCAACAUGACUGAUACAGACACAUGCAGAAUGAUGAAUCGGGAACAAAGAGACCUAAUGGAACUGGAAGAAACAUCAGGAUCAUCAAGGAAGCAAAAAACAGAAGCAAGCAAAUCUUUUAUUUGCUCUCAUUGUGGAAAAGGAUUUGACAGCAAAGGACACCUCGCGGCGCACAUGAGAAUCCACAACAGAGAAACGUCUGUCAUCUGUCCUCAAUGUGAAAAAUGCUUCCCAAGUAAAAAAACACUUGAAGUUCACACGAGAGUUCACACUAGAGAACGCCCGUACACAUGUCCUCAGUGUGGAAAGGGUUUCGGACAGAAAGGCAGUCUGGAUUAUCACAUGAGAGAUCACACUGGAGAGCGGCCGUACACAUGUGUUGAGUGUGGAAAGAGCUUCAUACAUCAACCAAAUCUUAAUAGACACAUGAAAAUUCACACUAGAGAGCACCCAUACACAUGUCCUCAGUGUGGAAAGAGUUUCAUACAGAAAGGCAGUCUGGAUUAUCACAUGAGAGUUCACACUGGAGAGCGGCCAUACACAUGUGCUCAUUGUGGAAAGGGUUUUGCCACAAAACAAAUGCUUACAGUUCACAUGAGAGUUCACACUGGAGAGUGUCCGUACACAUGCAGUGAGUGUGGAAAGAGUUUCGGACAGAAAGGCAUUCUGGAUUAUCACAUGAGAGUUCACACCGGAGAGCGCCCGUACACAUGUGUUCAGUGUGGAAAGGGUUUCAUACAGAAAGGCAAUCUGGAUUAUCACAUGAGAGUUCACACUGGAGAACGCCCAUACACAUGUGUUCAGUGUGGAAAGAGUUUUGCCACAAAACAAAUGCUUACAGUUCACAUGAGAGUUCACACUGGAGAGUGUCCGUACACAUGCAGUGAGUGUGGAAAGAGUUUCGGACAGAAAGGCAUUCUGGAUUAUCACAUGAGAGUUCACACCGGAGAGCGCCCGUACACGUGUGUUCAGUGUGGAAAGAGUUUCAAAGUGAAGACAUCUCAUAGACAGCACAUGAGAGUUCACACUGGAGAUCGUCCAUACACAUGUAUUGAGUGUGGAAAGAGUUUCGGACAGAAAGGCAUUCUGGAUUAUCACAUGAGAGUUCACACUGGAGAGCACCCUUACACAUGCAGUGAGUGUGGAAAGAGUUUCAUACAGAAAUCAAAUCUUCAAGUACAUAUGAAAGUUCACACUGGAGAGCGUCCAUACUCUUGUGUUCAGUGUGGAAAGAGUUUUGCAACUAAACAAAGUCUUCAAGUACAUAUGAGAGUUCACACUGGAGAGUGCCCGUACACAUGUGUUGAGCGUGGAAAGAGUUUCAGACACAAAGGCAAUCUCGAGCAUCACAUGAAAAGUGGACACAUGUCUCGAGUGUGGAAAGGGUUUCGCAACCAAGAAAGGCCUUAAAAUUCACACGAGAAUUCACAGAGGCCAUUUUACAGUGCACAUGGAGUCAGACUGGGGAAAAGUGCACAUGUGUUCACAAGCAAAGGAAGACUUGAUAUCAAAAGUGAUUAUGUGUGCACAUUAUACAAUAAAACAAGUUAUGCAAAUACAAUAAUGGUUACUUUAAUACGUAUUUUUUUGUGAUAAUUAACACUUUUUCUUAAUGAAUUUCACAGAUAUGUGCGAUUUUGGCAUACAAUAAAAACAGUAA
Molecule: messenger RNA, 1809 nt
Organism: Triplophysa rosa
Lineage: Eukaryota; Metazoa; Chordata; Actinopteri; Cypriniformes; Nemacheilidae
Product: gastrula zinc finger protein XlCGF57.1-like
Exons: 3
Coding region: 156-1559 (467 amino acids)
Source: RefSeq, a predicted model, not a curated record